Oreochromis aureus is the source of this 863-nucleotide messenger RNA. RefSeq lists its product as uncharacterized. Bases 1 to 678 code for a protein of 225 amino acids. The record is from RefSeq and is a predicted model, not a curated record. The transcript is spliced from 3 exons. Lineage: Eukaryota; Metazoa; Chordata; Actinopteri; Cichliformes; Cichlidae.
AUGUGCGCCAAACGGGAGCGGGCUGGAGCUCUCCUGCGCUACACGGGGAUUGAGGCAGUGGGCAUCUUCUCUCCAUCGGCCAUUAACAGCACGCGCAUGCGCAAAACUCCACCAUGUGAUCAGGACCCGAGAACAACAACAACACGGAUGAAGCCCACCCACGUGACCCGACAUCUGCGACAUCCCGUGAACGCAGCAGAUAAAGGGGUGUGUCGAGGCGUGGGGGUUAUAAAAGGUGGGCUUUGCGCCUCCGGAGUCAUUCACCUUUCCUCCCCCAGCAGAUCAGAGCGCCUCUAUCACAGCCGAUAUGAAGACGCUGCGCGUGGUCCUUCUCGCAUCGCUGCUGCUGGUUCUCCAGCUCAGCUCACAGGUGGCCUGGGGGCGGGUGUCCACGGCGUCCCCGGCGUCCACGGUCAAGUCGUCUACGGUCAAGGCCUCUACGUUCAGCGCAUCCACGUUGUCCACUACGACCGCGGCGUCCACGGUCAAGGCGUCCACUGUCAAGGCGUCCACCCUUUCCACGCUGAAGACUACGACCUCUCCAAGAACCAGGCCUCCGACAGGGACCGGCUCCCGGGGUCCCGCCGCCUGCACGCCGCUGCUGGCUCUCCUGGCUCUCCUCCACGGCUGGUCCGGAUGACUGGAUCCGAAUCGGCCUGGACUCCAUGGAAACUUUAGGUCUUCCUAAAGGAGGUUUAAUAAAAAGCUGGGUUUCCUCCUGAACUCAGAGAACAGGAGUGACUCGUGGAGGUGAUCCUGUUUCUGGUGGCACUGAUUAUGAAGUUUGUAUAAAUGCUGUAAAACAUUUGGGACUGAAAGGCUGUGCUUCGAUGUAAACUGAAUAAAACUAAAAUCUAAGACCA